AUGAUUCCAUACUACGGCCAAGUCGCCGCAUCGCCCAUCAUGAACCCCAGCGUCACUUCUCUCCCGCACGAGGAACUGCCGUCGCGUAUAUAUACGCCAGGCAUGGACUCGAUGCAGUCGCCUUUUUUUGCGGAUGGCGAGGAGCAUAAGUAUGUAUCCACACCCGACCGGGCCGACCUCUCCUAUGGUGCGUACCAGCACCGCGUGAAUUCCAUGGGCAUUCCUCUCUCGACCGAGUCGCCCAAACCGUAUAUCCUGCCCGCAGCACCACAGCCCAUGGAGAGCAAACGGCGGCGCACACUGCCCGCUGUAGAUGCAAUGGCCAACUCAUCCCCAAUCGGCCUUGGCAUUGAGCAAGGUGCCGUGACACCGCAGAUCAUGUCUCCCUACAUGAAUAUCGUACCGCACACUGCGCCGCAACCAAUGCAGUUUUGCUUUCCACCCGCAAUGAUGCCGAUGGGCGUCCCUGGCAUGCCGCCAUCUGGCUCGCUACAGAUGAAUGGGAGUAUGAGCCCACUUGCACACCGCGGCGCGGCACGGCCACUCGGCCCCGACGUGGCGAGCCCUUCGCUCCUCAUCCAGCAGCAGCAACAGAUCAAGGUGGAGCAAGGGAUGUCUCCCCUUAUCAACGGCUUUUCGCCCCCCAUCUACGAUGCUCAUGCUGUUAGGCGGGCUAAUAGCUACAGCGCCAUGCCGCCCUGGCCGACGCCCGACGCGGAGAGUUUCUUUGCGAUGCCGCGCCCUCUGCCCUCCUCUGCAUCUGUGCACACCAUUGCCUCGCCCGAUACGGUCCCUGGCACGCCGCGCUGCAUGCCAUCCUGCCUGAACGCUGCUCCUUUGCAGCGGCAGUACAGCGCGCCGCAGCCACGCACCAUCCGCGAGCGGUCAGAGCGGCGAACCAGCACGGAUGUAUGGCCAGACGAUGUCGAGGUCGCGUUUUGGGAGGCGCUCCGGCUCAUUCCCAAGCUUGGGCGGCGAAAGGUCCUCGUCCACGGCAAGCCGUGCGGCCGGAACGAGCUGAUUGCAGACUAUAUCGAGCGCAAGACGAACAAGUCGCGCUCCCGAAAGCAGGUUUCGAGUCAUAUCCAAGUGUUGAAAAAUGUAAAGCGGCACGAUCCCGAGUUCCGGCAGCUCAUCGCCGAGCCCGUCGUGGAGGAGGAUUAUUACACGCCCGCCGGCGGUGUCAUGUAUGCACAGUCGCUCACCGACUACAGCAACGGCUUGCUCGGCGUCUCACUCACGAACGCUGAGGCGAGCCUUGCGAUCCCAGCCUCGCCCGCGUCGGAGGCGCUCAGCGUACCCUACUCGCCCGCGCUUUCCAGCAGUCUGUCGUCCUGUGUGACGAGCCCUAUGCUUGCCACACAGUCCCCACGCAACUCGCCUGGGUCCACGAUGGUAAACGCGUUUGACAGCCUGCAUUUCAGUGCAUCGCCCCAGUCGAUGAACACAGAGUUUGCGCCAAAACACGGUGCACUAGCCCUCUCCGAGCUGGAGGUGCCGCCCAGCCUGCUCCCUUCGGCAUUUUCCAUGCGCCUCCAGGCCGCUUGCUCCGACGACCAGCAUGUGUAUACGCUGCUCGACGCUGCCGCCAGCGCUCGCGUUUUGCAGAGCGGCGCCCCGAUUCCCGUGCUGCCGCUCGGCGCCCCGUCCUUGUCUGCCAGCCGCUUCCCCAUGCUGGCGGAGAUGUAUGCACAGCUCACAUGUCCUAUUUUUCACAUCCACGUCCCACUUGCCCUCCCGCGCCUCGCGCAGAAAUCGCCGCAGUACGACAAGUUCAACGUCGCGCUGAGUCUGACCGGCACGCAAAAUACCAACCUCGUUUCUGUCCUCUCUAUAUUCUCCCACGCCAAGUGUGUCUUGUGCAUGGUCGAGCCCCUGGAGCCACCGCGUGCGUUGGCGGCUUUCCCUGCGGCACAAGACGCGCCACAAGGAGGAAGCGAGUCGCCGGCGCCGGCGCCGACACCCGGCGCGGAUCGCUUUUCCUGGGCGUACCAAGCGCCGUUUGCCUCGGAGUUCUGGAGCGACUUUUUCCAGCGCAACCAUCCGGUGCACCUCUACGGCGCCGGCGGCAUGGAGCCCAAACCCAACUACAGCAAAGAGCCGAGCGAGCGCGCGGCGCUGAGCCUCGACGUUGCGGGCGUCACAUUCCUCCAAGAGCUUGUUGUGGCGCGCGGCGCUACAGAGGUGCGCGCACAAACCAUGCAGAAUCCUUCUGAGCCCGUUGGCCACGCAAGUCGCGGCGCAGCCCUUGGCGAGAUCCUCUGUGUCCUGGCCUGGGAGUUUGCAUGCACAGAGAACAACGGAGCGCAGCCCGGCGUGCCGAGCAUCUCUCUCGUGCGGCGCCACUCGUGCGGCGUGCCGAGCGCAGGAAGCACAACACCCCGCCGGCACACGCUUGCAGCCGCGCCUGAUACGCCGACGCGUAAAGGCGCCAGCGCGCAAAAGACCAUGCUGGGCUUGGAGCUCGAGCCUUUGGACGCGCCGGUGCCGUCCAGCGUCAAGACAGAGCGCGACGCUGCCGCGAAUACAUUGGUCGUGCCGAUGCAGCCCACCAUUACACACACGGAUGCAACGCCACGCGCGCCCAUGGUUAAAAAAGAGGACGAGGAGGGCGCGCCGAAGGUGGCGCCUGCUUCGGCACGCAAGCUUGCGAGUGCGGCGCAGGGUAACGAGAUGCAUCAGGACCAGGGCUCCUUUUUCCUCGACGAAAUACCGCUUGGCUCGCGCGCCAGCAUCUCCUCGCCAUUCUCACCCAACUCGACCGGGCACUUUAGCACGCUUCUUCCGUCCAUGAGCGUCACCGAGCAGGAGGAAGUCGGUGCGCCGAAACGAGAGGCGAAACUUGGAGGCGCGCCGAUACCUGUGCGGAGCAACUCGACGAGCGCCUUGGAGGAGCACGAGCCUUCGCUGAUUUCGUCUGCCUUGACGUUUUCCUCGACAACGGUAAAUUCCCUCACAGACCCGUCUUUUUCCAUCGACGCACCGAGCGAUGCGUCUCGAGCGGGAUUCCCGGUAUCGUUUACGAAUUGGAACAUACAGCAUGAUCUUAUGGAUGCUUUUUUGAGCAAUUCCCCUACCUCUGGCUUAGGCGGUGCUUCCCCUCCCAUGUCCCCGACAUCGAUUCCAUUUCACCACGAGAGCAACGGCUCUCUUAUGGCUACCCUGUAA
This is a messenger RNA of Malassezia vespertilionis, 3168 nucleotides long. RefSeq lists its product as uncharacterized. Lineage: Eukaryota; Fungi; Basidiomycota; Malasseziomycetes; Malasseziales; Malasseziaceae. The transcript has 2 exons. The coding region runs from base 1 to 3168 and encodes 1055 amino acids. Gene Ontology annotation, cellular component: transcription regulator complex. Gene Ontology annotation, biological process: regulation of transcription by RNA polymerase II. The record is from RefSeq and is a predicted model, not a curated record. Gene Ontology annotation, molecular function: DNA-binding transcription factor activity, RNA polymerase II-specific; RNA polymerase II cis-regulatory region sequence-specific DNA binding.